This is a messenger RNA of Carassius gibelio (silver crucian carp), 8334 nucleotides long. RefSeq names its product amyloid-beta A4 precursor protein-binding family A member 1. Gene Ontology annotation, cellular component: dendritic spine; cytoplasm; plasma membrane. The record is from RefSeq and is a predicted model, not a curated record. Gene Ontology annotation, molecular function: protein binding; amyloid-beta binding. Gene Ontology annotation, biological process: chemical synaptic transmission. The transcript is spliced from 14 exons. Bases 619 to 3531 code for a protein of 970 amino acids. NCBI's taxonomy places the organism in Eukaryota, Metazoa, Chordata, Actinopteri, Cypriniformes, Cyprinidae.
UGAAGUGGCACAUCUGAUGACUCACUGUAGUCUCUCUCUGUUUAUCACCGUGAUUGUAAAAGCACUCCUUUCUCUCUCUGUGGUCCACAGAGGCUCGGCGUUUUUGCAAAAUAGUGCUCCGCUGUUGAAUGGCGCCCGAAUACGCUUGCGCUGUAGGCAUUACCAACCCGCUUUCCUGCCAAAUACAUGCCCUAGAUGCAGACUCACUGCGCGGCGUCAGAUGCUGUGCGCAGGUGGGAGAGCAAAACAGUCGCGGGAAAACUGAUAAAGAAGAAGGCGAAAUGACAAGGACGGGUCUUGCAGUUGCAAGAAAAGCCUUCGUUAGACUUUGUCGCACAUAUUCUUAUGUAGUAAGCCACCUCCAUCCGCAUUAUCACACCUUUACUCUCUCCGAGUGAUGCUGAUGCUGAUGCUGCUGCUCUCUUUGCAGCAUCCUGAUCCUGAGCACUGACCCUAACAACCGCCAGGCCCCUAACUCAUCUACCUCGACAUCCCUCUUCACCCUGGUACUGGCACUGCUUCACACACACAAGAUAUAUGAGCCUGGGAGGUGGUGCUUGAGUGGAGUCCUACAGUAAGAAGUAAUGCUCUGUGUUUAGACCUUCCCUUAUUCCAAUCAUGAGUCACCAGGAGGCGCUGCAUAGCCAGGAGUUGAGAGAGGCGGCUGAGGCAGACCUGGAGCGUAGAGGCCCCGAGGGCCAACAGCCCCCCUCAUCCCACCGUAGACACAAUGACAAUGGAGAUGGCAGCUCACGCUCCGGUCGCCAUCGCAACCAACACAGCAACCACAGUACAGAGAAUAAUCACUACCAGUCCCAACAGCAGGGGGCUCCACGUUACCGCAGGUACGAGGGAUCUAACGGAGGGACGAACCGCACACGUGCAACAAGAAGGCCAGCAGAAGAAGGUGAUAGCGAACAGCAACCCGUUCAGCAACCCAUACCCAGACCUGCAGUUACACGUUACCGCAGACAGGGGGACAACGAGGCCCGAAUCCGGGCGCAGCAACAAAGACAGCGACAGCGGGAGAGUCAGCAGCGAGAUGUGGAGAGAGCCGAACAGCUCAGGCUGGAACAACAACAGCAUCUCAUCUCUCCAACACAAGCCAUGCUGCCCACUAGAGAACCAGAGGAAGCUGAGGAAGACGAAGGAGAUGCCGGCAGUGCUUUGGCUCGAUCCGCCAGCACAGAGAGUGGCUUCCACAACCACACAGACCGUGCAGAGGGGGAUGCAGUCAUGGUCCUGGAAGCAGACCCUGAAGACGAAAGCACAUACGCUGUCCCACUUCGCCCAGAAUCGGAGGAGUACACCGAGAGCGCAGAGUCUGAGCAACAGCACGGUGGUCCAGCUUACCUCCAACCCCAAUACCCACCUCAGCCACCUCCGCUACCUCGAGAGCCCCUGCCCAAUGCUGAGAGGCCCCAUGAUGCAGAGACGAUAAACCCCAACUACUCCAAUUAUGUUUACACUCAACCCAUGUACCGCAGUCCUACAGGAGUAGGAGAGCCCCGUGAAGGUGGAGCAACAGAAGAUGAGCUAUACUCAGAGCCCUACGCUGAAUGCACCCUUCAGGAGCACGUUUAUGAGGAAAUCACAGAUGCCCCCUCAACAAAAGCUGAGGGACAGACUCCACAACAGCGUAAGGUGGAGUUCAGGCUCUUCGAACGUGACUUGUACCAGCAACAGGAGGCUGUUGGGUCCAGGCUUCACCACUAUGACGAGCGAUCUGACGGAGAGUCGGACAGUCCUGAGAAGGAAGCAGAGUUUGCCCCGUACCCCCGUGCCGACAGCUGCGAGCAGGAUGAAGACAUUGACCAGAUUGUGGCAGAGGUGAAGGAGAGUCUGAGCUCACAGAGCCUGGAGCGUAUCGCUAUGGGCCUGGACAAGGACGGUAAUGCAGAAGAAGAGUUGCCUGAGUCAGAGUCCCAUGGUCAAAUGGACGAAAUCAAACACCCUGAGCCAACAAGUGAAAGAGAGUGUGUAGAGCAGCCCCCCAGAAGUCCCUCAGAAGAGCUGAGAAGAGAGAAGAGAGACGCAAUCUCACUGGCUAUUAAAGACAUCAAAGAGGCAAUAGAGGAGGUGAAGACAAGGACAGUUCGCUCGCCCUAUACACCAGACGAGCCCAAAGAACCCAUCUGGGUAAUGAGGCAGGACCUGAGUCCUACGGCAGAAUCUGACCUGCAGCCAUCUCUAGGGGCCGAUUCUCCAGGCUCAGGCUCCACCUCCCCACAGGGGGCGGAGUCUUCCAGCCGUCACCUGCCAUCACACGAGGGGAGUGACAGCUUUGAGUCUCCGUCACCAGCCAGUAAAGAGUCAAGGAGAAGUCUUGCUUCAUUCCCGACAUAUGUGGAAGUACCAGGCCCAUGUGACCCAGAAGACCUCAUUGACGGUAUCAUCUUCGCUGCUAACUACCUGGGAUCCACCCAGCUGCUCUCAGACAAGACGCCCUCCAAAAACGUGCGCAUGAUGCAGGCUCAGGAGGCUGUGAGUCGCAUUAAGACGGCCCAGAAAUUAGCCAAAAACAGGAAGAAGGCUCCAGAAGGUGAAGCUCAGCCCAUGACAGAAGUGGACCUCUUCAUCUCCACUCAGAGAAUCAAAGUGCUCAAUGCAGACUCACAGGAGACCAUGAUGGACCACCCUUUAAGGACCAUCUCCUACAUCGCUGAUAUCGGGAACAUUGUGGUUCUGAUGGCCAGAAGGAGAAUGCUUCGCUCCGACUCUGAGGAGAACAUGGAGGCCUCUGACCCGGCCCAGGACGAGAAGCGCCAAUACAAGAUGAUCUGUCACGUGUUUGAGUCUGAAGAUGCUCAGCUCAUAGCUCAGUCCAUCGGCCAGGCUUUCAGCGUGGCGUACCAAGAGUUCCUGCGUGCCAAUGGCAUCAACCCAGAGGAUCUGAGUCAGAAAGAGUACAGCGACCUCCUGAACACACAGGACAUGUACAACGAUGACCUCAUUCACUUCUCCAAGUCUGAGAACUGCAAAGAUGUUUACAUAGAGAAGCAGAAGGGGGAGAUUCUUGGGGUUGUGAUCGUGGAGUCGGGAUGGGGCUCCAUUCUGCCCACAGUGAUUAUAGCAAACAUGAUGCAUGGCGGCCCGGCUGAGAAGUCCGGCAGGCUGAACAUAGGAGACCAGAUCAUGUCCAUCAAUGGCACCAGUCUGGUGGGGUUACCCCCCUCCACCUGUCAGAGUAUUAUCAAGGGAUUGAAGAACCAAUCAAGAAUAACGCUUAAUAUUGUGAGAUGCCCACCUGUGACCACUGUCCUCAUCCGAAGACCAGACCUGAGAUAUCAGCUGGGAUUUAGUGUGCAGAAUGGCAUUAUUUGCAGUCUGAUGAGAGGAGGGAUAGCAGAGCGCGGCGGGGUGCGUGUCGGCCACCGGAUCAUUGAAAUCAAUAGCCAGAGUGUUGUGGCCACCCCUCAUGAGAAGAUUGUACACAUUCUGUCAAAUGCAGUUGGUGAGAUUCACAUGAAGACUAUGCCGGCUGCCAUGUACCGCUUGUUAACAGCCCAGGAGCAACCCGUUUACAUCUGAAGCUACGACUCUUUCCCAAGCCUCCUGCCCUGCCCUGUUGUCACCAGAUAUAACCUUAAUCUUGAUGUGAAAGUGUCAGCCCUGUGGACUGGUGACUGUGUGACUGAAUCCACUGAAGCUCUGCUCAACAUGGCUCUCUGUGACGCUUCGUUUCUCUUCACUGCCUCCCCUGAGCUCUCCAUCUCUUCUUUUCUGUUGCUCUGAGUGAGUAUGCUGUGCUGUUGUGUAAUUCCUCUCUCUGUGUGCGCUCAGCUCGCUCCAUGGAAGGAGGAAGAGAGAGUGUGAGAAAUAUUUCAAAAGCCCCAUCACAGUAAGAGGUGUCUUAAAACGAUGUACCUGUAUUUACGACACAGCAGUUUGCGAGUGAUAAAAAGUACACCUGUGUGAUCAUUAGGUGUAUAAAAUGAGAAAGGGGUUUGCCUUAUCAUACUUUUAUGCUGUUAUUUAUUCAAGCUUGGCAACCAUCAAGUGUUUUUGAUUCAAUUUUAAUUUUAAGGGCAGCUGUUAGUCUGAGGAAUAUGGUGAAAAUUUUUUGAAAAGUUCAAUCCAUGAUUUGGAGUUUGAGUUGAAUUGGUCAAAGCCCACAGGAUACUGAAUUGGAAUUGGAAAGACAAGAAAAUAAUUACAAUAUAAAGUUAUUCACUAGUCAUUACAUGUAACAAUAGCGUCAUUAAUUUGAACUAAUUAUGUCUAUAUAUUUUUUUCCCCAUACGAAAACAUUUUUUUGUUUUUAUUUGACAGUGUUGGUCUGGAAAAUCAAGUGUUUAUUUAAUUUAUUAUUAUUAUUAUGGUACCUGAAUUAAUAGUUAAUUCAUUAAAUAUAUUAAAAUAUAUACAAAUUUCUACAAGUGGCAUUUCAAACAUUAUUAAUGUUAUUUAAUGUUUCUGAAAACAGCCCAUAUGUGACCCUGCACCACAAAACCAGAGAUUUUAGAGAUAAAUGAGAUUUAUACAUUAUCUGAAAGCUGAAUAAAUAAUAUUUCCAUUAAUGUAUGGUUUGUUGGGAUUGGACAAUAUUUGGAGAUACAACUAUUUGAAAAUCUGGAAUCUGAUGGUGCAAAAAAAAAAUUCCUUUAAAGUUCUUAGCUAUGCAUAUUAAUUACUAAUCAACAAUUAAGUUUAUAUAUAUUUAUGGUAAAAAAAAAUUACAAAAUAUCUUCAUGGAACAUGAUCUUUACUUAAUAUCCUAAUGAUUUUUGGCAUAAAAGAAAAAAGGAUAAUCUUCAACCAAUUUUUUUUUCUUGCUAUUGCUAUUGCUAAAAAUAAAUAUACCCCAGGGACUUAAGACUGGUUUUGUGGUCCAGGGUCAGAUAUGUUCAGAUAUGUAUGAUCAUAUUUAUAGGUCAUUUAUACGGCAACAAAAAUAAAUAUGCAUUUUAAUUUUACUUAAAUUAAAAUUUCAAUUACAAUUCUGCAUCCUGUUUGCUGAGAAAGGGACAAAAUCAUUGAGUCCUUUAAAAAGGUUUUUUAACCGCAGUUCCUGUUAAAAUGAUGAUGAUCUUUUUUGCUCAUCUGUGGUGAAUAAUUCAGUGAAAUAAUUCAUGUCUAGUAUAUCUAGGGGCAUAUGUAUACUAGAGCACAUAGAAACUGUGGAUGAAAUGCCUUACAGAAAGAUGAUGCCAUAUUUAAAAUGGAGAUAUAUGGGGAUGCAUUUGGAGAUAUAUAUAGUCAGGCUGGGAGAAAGCAACCUAAAAAUAACUUAAAUUGUUGUGUUUUACUGCUUGUUUUUUGACAUUGAUGUGCAAUAUUUUAUUUGUUGUAAAUGACUGCAUUCCUUAUUUUUAUGCACAGAAAAUCUUCCUUCUUGUCUUGAUAAGCAUCUGUAUAUAAAAUAAUAUUGCAAAUUAAAUAUGCUCAUAUUGGUAGCAUUUUCUUUUAAACAUUUAUACUUGAAAAAAACUGAAGGUGAUAUUAAUAUUGUGUUGACAGUUUCAGGAUGGUUUUGAUGAAUUCCAUUGUGAGAUCUAAUUUAUCUUUUUUUUUUUUUUACCUCGUUAUGAAUUUGAGUCAUUACAGGCUUUUUUUUUACCAACUACAUGUUUAAUUCAUGUGUGCUACUUUUUCACGCAGUGUUUUUUCACUUAGAAUGUGUCUUAAAAGAAGUGUAUUCACUCUCAGAAAGCUGGAUUUGCUGGGAUGACUAAUCCAGUAUAAUGUUUUGGUACAGAGCAUCUCAACAUGAACCGAUUCAUAACAGACUGUGUUUCCAGAGGUUUGUCCUCUCAGACAAACAUGAUAGUACCAUUUUUGCAAGAACUGAUGUUUAUCCGUCAGCAUGCUUUGGCAAAUCUCCAUUAUUAAUUACUUGCUUAAAGACUGUCUGAAGUCUGUUAAAUAUCACUAUAUAUGUGAUUUUACAUCUGGUAAAAAAAACAGUCAGUCUGUCAAACAAGCAUAACUUGUCUUAGGAGAAGCUUGUUGCAGUGAAUCAUUGACCACUUUCCCCCAUUUUACCAUCAGGUGUGCUUGUGUGUUUCCUGGAAUUCGUUUAUAUGUGAGGAUACACUCACACUAAUGAAACUGGCAUUUGCAAAAGUAUCUCUUUCCAUCAUAUGAAUAAUACAGCAAUAUAGUUUACAUCACAAUAUGUUGACAUUACUGCAGUGUUGAAUCUGUAUUAAUAUUAUAAAUAUUGAGGUGAAUUCUAUUGCUGUGUGCAAUGGCUGUAUUUGAUGGCAUAAUGGAUCUUCGAGAUGCUACCAAACUCAUCUUGUACAACUUGUAAUUUUUGGUAAGAAAAGAUACUUCUUAUUGCUUAAAAUGUGAAAAUUCACGCCCAAACCAGAUUCUGACCUCAUUAUCACUGUAUUCUUUUUACAAGUGGAAUCAAAAGUCAUUAACACACAGGAAGGGCCUCAUGGUUCAUUGUUUUUUGCUUUAUGUGAAGCAUGGUCUUUUUGUAUGCAUUGCUAUUUAUUGUAGUGAGUGUGAUGUGUGACAAAUGACUUCAUUAUAAAAUAAAACCAGCUAGACACUAUAUACAUACAUACAUACAUAUAGACACACACACAAAUAUUUAUUUACAUAUAGCUUAAUAUAUACAGUAUAUCCAAUUAAUAUUUAUCAUGUGUACAAUAAUGAAGGUAAACUGUGCAAAAGUCUUUGACACCAGUGUUUUAUUUAAUAUUUGAAUAAUUAGGUAUAAUUCACAAACAAAUGAAAAUGUAGCUGAAUAUUUACUCAUCCUCAGGCCAUCCAAGAUGUAGAUGAUUUUUUUUCUUCAUCAGAACAGAUUUGUAGAAAUUUAGCAUUACAUCACUUGCUCACCAGUGGAUCCUCUGCAGUGAAUGGGUGCCGUCAGAAAAAGAGUGCAAACAGCUGAUAGAAACAUCACAAAAAUCCAGACGUAAUCCUCAUGACGCCAGUCCAUCAGUUAACAUUUGGUGACGUGAAAAGAUGUGUUAGUAAUAAACAAAUCCAUCAAGGCCUUUCACCUUUAAAUCAUUGAUUGUCGACAAAAUACCAAGCCGUAAUCCAUAACAAUCCUUCCUCCAGUGGAAAAAGUUCAUCAUCAUAUUGUUCAUAUUGUUCAUAUUGACAUCAUAUUGUUGUCCUCUCCCAUCUGAAUCCAGCACCAUAUUUGUUUAGAACAGUUUUGGACUGAAUUGGCUUGUAAGCAGUGCUUGAUCUGUGCAUAUUUCUUUCCUGAUUCAGACAAGGUGAAAAAUAAUACAACAUGAGAUGGAUUGGUUUCUUACAAAGAUUUUCACCUCAAGACAUUAGUUGAUGGACUGGAGUGGUGUGGAUCACUUGUAGAUUAUUGUGAUGUUUUAUCAGCUGUUUGGUCUCUCAUUCUGUCGGCACCCAUUCACCACACAGGAUCCACUGGUGAGCAAGUGACUUAAUGAUUAAUUUAUCCAAAUCUGUCCCAAUGAAAAAAAACUCAUCUACAUUUUUGAUGGCUUGAGUUUGAGUACAUUUCUACUUUUGGGUGAACUAUUCUUUUAAGGGGCAACACAUCAUAAUAUACAUGUGCAGGCUGAAUAACAUAAUUUUUGCAGGCUGAAUAACAUAAUUUUUGCCAUUGUGCUGUUUAUUGUAAAAAAGAUCCACAAUUUUAGUCCGAAUUGAAAGAGAAGCUUACAUGAAACUAUGCUUCCUGUGGCUCAGUGGUAAAGCAUUGCAUUAGCUCUGUAAAAUUGUGGGUUCAAUUCCCAGGGAACACACAUACUGAUAAAAAAGAAUAAUAAUAAUUGCCUGAAUGCACUUGUAAUUGCGUCUGCUAAAUGCAUAAAUGUAAUGCUGUUCAACUCAACAGUGCAGAUAGUUAUGUUGCUGGACAGCAAGAUUAAAGCAUCAACACUUAACCUCAGUGUACCUUCAGUGUCCCAGACUUCUGCACUAUACAGUACAGGAUAUGCUGUGUCCGACUCACAAUAACAUGCAAGCUUUAUUGAGGAAUACAUUUCAAAUAUAUAAUACUGGAGAAACAAAACGAGUGGCUUAAUGUGUUAUUGAAGUGACACCGGUAUGAAAUAGUGUAGAUACGUAACGCAGGAUGUGCAGGGCAUAGGACGGGUUCAACAGAUUCCCACCUCAUGAAUGCAAGGCCUCUGCAGAGUUUGUGGUUUAUACUGAAGUAGAAAAGGAACUGUGGCUUUGGUUAGUAUUUAUAAUGCACUUGCUCUGAAUGUAAUCACAAUUAUAUGUUUGUCAAAGUAAAAAGACACUUUCUGUACAGCAAAAGCAAUGUUUAUUUAUUUGCUAGCUUUUCUGUGAUUGAACUAUUUAGACACAUUCCUUUACCAUAGCAGGAAUGUUUGUAACAGUAUUUACGACAUUAAACGAACUACUGAGAGCGCA